AUGACACGAUACAUUCUGGGCAGUGUAAUAGGGUCGGGAACAUAUGGCGAGGUGUAUGAGGCAAUAGAUACAGAGACAAAGGAAAAGGUUGCCUUGAAAAGGAUAAAGCUCAAUGAGAGAGAGGGAAUGCCUGGAACUGCACUCAGAGAAAUAUCAAUCCUGAAGAAGCUCAAUCAUAGAAAUGUUAUAAGCUUGGUGUCUACAAUCCACACAGACACAUUACUGACUAUGGUGUUUCCAUUCAUAGACUAUGAGCUAAAAAAGUACAUCGAGAUGAACACAGGAAUGAAUGUAAUGGAGCUCAUCAAUCAAUUGAUAUGUGGGGUGCAUUACCUACAUAGAAUGAAUGUUGUUCAUAGAGACCUCAAGCCUCAGAAUAUCCUUGUCACGAGCGAUGGAGUGCUUAAGAUAGCAGACUUUGGAUUGUCAAGAAGCCUUGAGAUAAGGGUUCCACCCUACUCCAGUGAGGUGGUCACUCUUUGGUACAGAUCCCCCGAACUACUCAUGGGAAGCACAAGCUACAAGUUUUACGUAGAUAUAUGGAGUUUGGGAUGUAUAAUCUACGAGAUGAUAACGCUCGAGCCUCUUUUUCCAGGAGAAAGCAAAGAGAACCAACUGACUCUAAUCAGAAGAAAGGCAGGAACACGAAGGUCUCUUAAGAAUGUGAUUGAGAAAAACUUGACUGCACCAAAGUUUUUGAUGGAGAUCAUGCUAAGAUGCCUCGACUUCAAUUACAACCAGAGGAUUAGUGCAGACGAAAUAGUAGAGAUUCUUGAGAACGAAUAUGGGGCCCAGUGA
This is a messenger RNA of Encephalitozoon hellem ATCC 50504, 798 nucleotides long. Its product is annotated as cyclin-dependent protein kinase. Gene Ontology annotation, biological process: protein phosphorylation. Gene Ontology annotation, molecular function: cyclin-dependent protein serine/threonine kinase activity; ATP binding. NCBI's taxonomy places the organism in Eukaryota, Fungi, Microsporidia, Unikaryonidae. The transcript has a single exon. The coding region runs from base 1 to 798 and encodes 265 amino acids. The record is from RefSeq and is a predicted model, not a curated record. Gene Ontology annotation, cellular component: nucleus.